This is a messenger RNA of Rhopilema esculentum, 5084 nucleotides long. Its product is annotated as transient receptor potential cation channel subfamily A member 1. Gene Ontology annotation, biological process: monoatomic ion transmembrane transport. Gene Ontology annotation, cellular component: transmembrane transporter complex; membrane. Lineage: Eukaryota; Metazoa; Cnidaria; Scyphozoa; Rhizostomeae; Rhizostomatidae. Gene Ontology annotation, molecular function: monoatomic ion channel activity; protein binding. The record is from RefSeq and is a predicted model, not a curated record.
UAUAUUAUAAUUAGGAUCUGUGCAAUGAAUACAUUACAAUGAAGCAUUAGAGAUAACACCAAAGAAGUAAUAUAUUUUGUGCGUUACUUAUUUGGCCUAGCCCAUCGCUCCGUAAAUCAUAACAAGAACCCUGAUCGUUACAGUGAGGUUCUUACAUAUGUGAAUAAAUUAAAAUUGUUUUCAUAAGCAGCUCUAAGUCAUAUUUGUUUGAGCGCUCUAGUUCUGAAGAUUGUUUUGUUUGAAAACUUUAUUUAACGGCAGUUUAGGAGCACAAUUAAAUUGUUUCCAGGUGAGCAAUAACCAAAAAAAUGCAAAUCCAAUGUUCGCGAAUGCUAAGCGUUGUAAAGUCCUUGUUUACAGAUGGUCUUUUAAUAGUACUUCGGUGUAUACCGAUGCAUUAAUAAGGUUGCAAAAACAAAUUACCUUUAGCAAAUAUAAGCCUACUAAUUAAUGCAAGGUUCUUUUCUGUAAAACUGGUCCAAAAGUUGUUUGCCCAUCCUAAUUUCAGUUUGAAAGUCAAGGUUUUGUUGAAAAUAUAUUUUCUGUUGAUAGAGUUUUGAACCUUUAUAACAUAACAGAGCUUUGACGCCCCCGGCUUAGUCACAAUUGUGAUUACACUGCACAUUGCACAUUACGGUUUGCGCAUGUCAAUUUACCAGGCAACACAGUAAACAAUCAGGCCUUGGCAGGCGACCUUCUUGCCAAUAGAAUAGAGCCCAAUUCAUAAAUUUACCUGCUGUUGGAGAGCAUGUCUGACAUAGCUCUUAUCAGGUUCAAAGAAAAAUCCGAAAGUGGAGGUGAAGAAAUGCCAACGUUGGGAAUAAAUGUGGGACCUUCAGAAGUAGAAAAUGGCGGAUUCGAGGGCGAGGUUCCUAAGAUUCCCUUCAAAGAGAAAGACAAGAAAGAAAGUGUUUCCGGGCCUGGCGAUAAACCCUCAGUUGCGGGAUCUCAUAGCAUAGGUUCUGAACUUUCUUAUACUGAUUAUGGAUUGCAUCAAGCUGCAAGGGAAGGAGCAACAGACGCGCUUAAAAAGAAAAUAGAUGAAAUAGCAAGGGGUGGGCACGAUGUUAUGCGUGUAAUUGAAAUUGCUGACGCAGAAGGACUUGCACCUCUUCAUCAUGCAGCAAAAUGUAACAAGUCUGAUGCCAUUAGGAUACUGCUGGAUUAUGGAGCAUACAUUGAUCGGCAGGGCGAGGAUCAGAACACACCAUUACACCUUGCAGCAAAAUACAAUUCCUAUAAAGCUGCUGAACUCCUAAUUCAGAGAAAUGCUUCAGUGGAUCUACCAAACACCUAUGGUACCACACCAUUGCAUUUUGCGGCAAGAAGAGGCAACACUGCCAUCGCAAAUUUAUUAAUUAAUCAACCCGGGAUUGAUGUUAAUGCAAAAGACAAUGCUGGUGCUACUCCACUUCACCAGGCAGCAAUAAGUGGGGAUUCAGAAAUAACUCACAAGCUCCUCCAAAAAGGUGCAGAUCCAUUUAUAGCAGAUGUCGAAGAAGAAACUGCAUUGCAUUUUGCUGCUGAAGAGGGAAAUUAUGUUGUUGCUGACAUAAUUCUUAAGUCAUUUACUGGUCCAUCAGAUGAAGUAGAUAGCUCUGUUUUUACAAAAAGAAAGGAAGAGCUUAUCAAUAAAAAGUCAGGCCAGUUAGACACUGCUUUGCACUUAGCAUGUACUGCUGGACAUAAAGAGAUGGUAGAAACACUGAUUGAACAUGGAGCUAAUGUUAACUUGCAUGCUGAUGGGAAAGUUUCACCUCUUCAUUUGGCUGCAACAAGUGGAAAUAUUGACGUAGCAAAGAUCUUAUUACAUCAUCGAGCGAGGAUAAAUGCCAGAGAUGUUGAUCACUUGACGCCAUUACACAGAGCUUCGAUGUUUGGACAGACGGAUAUGAUAAGAUAUCUGCUUGAGAAAGGAGCGAAUAUAAAUGCAAAGGACGUCGAUGGGUAUACACCUUUACUAAGUGCCUCUUGGAAGGGACAGACGCAAGCUGUUUUGCUAUUGAUAGAAGAAGGAGCUAAGAUCCAGAUGACAGAGUCGUCACUGAAAACAUGUGUUCAUCUUGCUGUUGAAGACGAUCAUUGUGUGACUCUCAAAGCACUGCUUGAUAAUGGAGCUGCUGGGCUCGUAAACACGACGGACAAAGAUUACAAAACACCACUACAUUACGCUGCUCAGAUGGGAAAUUUUUUAGCACUUGAAAUGCUUCUGAAGCAUGAAGCAAGGGGUGAUAGUGGUGACAACUCUGAGAAAACUCCUCUUCAUUACGCGGCCGAGAAAGGGAAGCCACGUUGUGUUGAAGCUUUGUGUAAAUUCCAACCUGGCAUCAUCAAUACGACUGACGAUCACGGACGAAUGCCAUUGCAUUUGGCGGCAACAUAUGGAAAUAUUCGUGCUGUCAGAAUACUCGUUGAUAAGGGAGCCGAGAUUGAUGCCAGAGAUGACACCGCCUGGACUCCUUUGGACUAUGCUGCGAAAAAUGGAUUCUGGAAGUCAAUGAAGAUUCUUUUGGAAAACGAUGCUCCAGUAGAUGCAAGAGACAAGAACAACAACACUCCGCUGCACUGGUCCGCUGCAAACGGUCACGUGGAGUGUAUGGUUAUGUUGCUUGAUUAUGGUGCUGAUAUGUCAUUGAAAAAUUAUGAUGGAAAGAACUGCCUCGAUUUAGCUGUUGAUAAUUUUCAGCAAGAGAUUUGCAUGGGGUUAAUAAAACAUUCCAGAUGGAGGGAAGUUCUUGACAACAUUAAUAAAGAUGGGAGCACUCCAAUGCGCAAGCUCAUUGCUGUAGCCCCCAGCGUAGCUCAAAUUGUGCUAGACAAAUGCAUUAACGAAUCAAAGCAUACCCGAGGGCACAAAGAUUACAAUAUUACAUAUGAUUUUCGUUAUAUCGAUGGUGAUCCGGAUAAUCCUUUAACUGAUGACAAAUCUUUUGAGCCAGUAACAAUGGCUCAAUACAACAGAGAAAAGCUGAUGUCCCACCCCCUUACCAAGAAAUUGAUGGCCUACAAGUGGGCACAUCUUGGCAGAGGAGUGUAUUACACAACAUUGUCUCUAUAUCUACUGUUUGUAGCAUGUGUUACAUCAGUUGUCGUUGUUCAAAGAGAAGAGGAUCGAAACAAAAAGUUGACUUCAAUGAACCAAGCCAAGUAUAUCACAACAACCCAUGCGUCAUCUUCCAAAGUCUUUGCAACUGCAAUACCCGCAUUGACUGUUGCUAUAUGCUCCGUGAACAUAUUGAAAGAAAUCAUUCAAAUGAUUAUUCAAAAGCGGAGAUAUUUUACUUUGCUAAAUAAUUACCUCGAAUGGACACUGUAUAUCUCAACUUUGGUGUUUAUGUUGGAUUUCCUAAUUGCUGAAAACACGAUAACGUUCACGCAGAAAUGGAAUGCUGGCGCGAUAAGUGUGUUCCUGACUUGGAUCAAUUUGUUGCUGUUCCUAACCCGGUUUCCGUAUUUUGGUGUCUACGUAGAGAUGUUUGUAGAAGUCUUCGCUACUGUGAUCCGGGUCCUCUUGGUCUUUGGAAUUUUCAUUGUGGCCUUCUCGCUUUCGUUCUAUGCGUUGCUGAGAGAACUGCCAACAUUCAGUACUGUUGAACGAUCUCUCAUGAAGGUUGCAGUUAUGACCAUAGGUGAGCUCGAGUAUGACACUGUUCUAACAGACAACGUCAAAACUAAUGCAACAUCUGGACUUCCCAACAUACCAAUGGAGGGCGUGACGUACACUCUGUAUGCCAUCUUCUUACUUCUGAUGCCAAUUAUUCUCAUGAAUUUACUGGUCGGUUUGGCUGUUGGUGACAUCGAAGCAGUGCGAAAAACGGCCUACAUUCGCAUAUUGAAGCAGCAAGUGGAUAUUCUGCAUGACAUGCAUAGAAAUUAUCCUCGUCUUAUGUUGAGAUGGGCCUACACCAAGCAACUUGUAAUCUUCCCAAAUAGAGAAUCCAUUUUUGAAAGAAUUCGGCGUUACCUUGGUUAUGAUAACGACUAUGACUACUGGAAAGAAGAUCAAGCGGAGCAGCAAGGUAAGGAGGACGAUCUCAAUGAUAAACUCCAAGAAAGCAGAGCAGAUCUUCAGAAACAAAAGAGGCAUAUAAAGCAGCUGAAAAGCAUCGUUAAAGAUCAGAGUGCUUUGUUAAAGCGGAUUGCUGCGAAGCUCGAUGUUGAUGGCUCUGAUGACGAGGACGAAUAGGCUGUCAUAAUGAACAUGGAAGCAUUUUUAUUAAAACAUCACAAUGCAGUUAAGUGUACACAAAGCAACAAUUUUCAAAGACACAACAUGUUCUCUAAGGGCUACAUAUUUUGGCUUGCUACAAUUUUCAAGCGCGAAAAUUUGUAGGCUUUGGAAUUAAUAUUUCAAUAGUGCAUACUGCUAAAAGGUGGAGUGAUGGGGGCCCCACAUUAUUCCCUUUCUAGCACCUACAUUUCUACUACACAAACUGGGAAAAUUAUUUACCUGCCUAAAAAUUGAAUUUCUAACUACAUAAAUCAUUUAGCAUGACCUUAAAUGCCCUUUAAUAAUUGUAAGAAUAUCAUGUUCAUAUGCUAGUCAUGGUAUGCCACUAGAAGGCAGGCAAAAAACAUUUUUAGUUUGGCUGCCUCAUAAGAUUUUUUCUUUCAGGCUUUCAUUUUUCUAGUAUGGCUGUAUUGUUAUUUUGUGUUACUCACUAGCCUAACGGCAUUUUAUUCUAGAUAUUUGAGAAGCAUUUCGCAAGAAAAUGUACUGUACUUUUUUUUGAUGUGAAAGCUUCCAACAAAAUAAGCAAUAUCGUUUCAACGUGUUAAGUAUCAUAAUUGACUUGGUAAUAAUUUAUAAUCAGUGAGCCUUCAAUUUGAAAUAAUUCCUAAUAAUAUCGAUUUAUAAGUCCUAUUUAAUAAUAACCUACUUGAUUGAGUAGUUAAUAUCUUUCUGUAUUGUGAAUUUUAUGUAAGUUCUGGUGUGGACAUUAUAAUGUCGUUUUAUUGUGUAGCCGGCGCUUUUUCAACUGAAUUUUAUCCGCAUAUACAUUCUGUAAUUCCAGGGUAUAUAAUUUUUCGAGAUUCAUGUAAAUAUUUUUUAAAUUAUAUGCGACUGUGUGUAGGCUACUUGA